CCAUGGUUUAUGUGUGCCGGCUGUUUCAAGCAUCAAAACAAAUCUGUGUGUUUUGUAUUCCAGUAAUCAUCUUUGACGGAUCGAUCAAGUGAAAGAGACGAUAUGAGUCGCAGGAAAAGAGCGAAGGUUGAAUAUAGAGAAAUGGAGGAAAAAUACAAUCAAUUGGACGAUGAUAAUGCCUCAGAUACAGAAAAAUCAAAGCCUGGUCUAGUAACUCCUGAGAAAAAAGUUUCCACAGAUGGAAGGAAAGAAUCUGAGUCUACAACACCAGCUUCGGUACCUUCUGCUUCAAAAACUGAGUGUAAGGAAGAAGAUGAUCAAGACAGUGAUCAUGAAGAUACACAUGUAAAGGAAUUGCUGAAUGGAUUAGAGGGUGCAGCCUUUCAGAGUCGUCUUCCGUUUGAUAAAUUGACAUCCACUGAAGCUGCAUGUUUUCCUGACAUUUCUGGUGGACCACCACAAACGCAGAAAGUGUUCUUGCAUAUUAGAAAUAGACUGCUGCAAAUUUGGUUGGAAAAUCCAAAGCAACAAUUGAUUAUUGAAAAUGCAUUACCUGCUAUUGAGCCGCCUUACAACAGCGAUCCAGUUUUGGCUCGUAGAAUUCAUGCCUUCUUAGAACGUCAUGGUUUUAUAAAUUUUGGAGUCUUUAAACGUCUUAAGCCUUUACCUACUAAAAAAUUAGGUAAAGUCAUUGUGAUAGGAGCCGGAAUUGCUGGUUUGGCAGCAGCUCAGCAGAUGCAACAGUUUGGCUUAGAAGUAAUUGUGUUUGAAGCUAGGGAUCGUGUUGGCGGACGAAUCGCCACGUUUCGUAAAUCAUCUUAUAUCGCGGAUUUGGGCGCCAUGGUAGUCACAGGUUUAGGUGGAAAUCCCGUAACGACUCUCAGCAAGCAAAUCAAUAUGGAGCUUCAUAAAAUACGGCAAAAAUGUCCGUUGUACGAAAGUGAUGGUCAAACGGUCCCGAAAGAUAAAGACGAAAUGGUCGAAAGAGAGUUCAAUAGAUUGUUGGAAGCCACCUCUUAUCUUUCACAUCAAUUAGAUUUCAAUUACGUAGGUAGCACUGGAUCCGGUGGACAAAGUGGUAAUACACGUCCAGUGUCUUUGGGACAAGCGCUAGAAUGGGUGAUACGUUUACAAGAACAAGGCGUGAAGCAACGUCAAGUAGCUCAUCUUCGUUCUGUACUCUCGUUACAAGGACGAUUAGUUACCAAUCAACAUAGAAUGAUCUCUAUUAUGGACCGUUUGGUAGAAUUGAAUAAGCAGUACAAGGAGAUGGCUGAGUGCAAACCACAAAAUCGAGAUAUAACGCAAGAAUUUGUGCUCCGUUCUAAGUUGCGUGAUCUCCAUAAUGCUUGCAAGGAGUGGGAUCAGUUGUCAGAUCAGCAGAAGGAAAUUGAAGCGAAACUGCAGGAAUUAGAGGCCUCACCACCCAGUGACGUCUAUUUGUCAUCCAAAGACCGGCAGAUACUGGAUUGGCACUUUGCAAAUUUGGAAUUCGCCAAUGCAACGUCGCUCUCAAAUUUGAGCUUGAAGCACUGGGAUCAAGACGACGAUUUCGAAUUUACCGGAAGUCAUCUAACUGUUCGCAACGGUUAUUCUUGCGUACCUGUUGCUCUCUCGGAAGGACUCGAUAUUCGAUUGAACACAGCUGCCAGGGCGGUGCGGUACGGGCCAAGCGGCGUGGAAGUGUGGGUCGCGCCCGCCCGCAGUCCGCACACAAAUCAAACCAUCCACAAGGCCGACGCUGUUCUGGUUACGCUACCACUUGGGGUCCUCAAGGCUUACUCGCCACCUUCCGGGGUCGCCUUCCACCCGCCGCUUCCGGAGUGGAAGACCCAGGCCAUUCAACGACUCGGCUUCGGCAAUUUAAAUAAGGUGGUAUUAUGCUUCGAGCGCAUCUUCUGGGAUCCAACGGCCAAUUUGUUCGGCCACGUGGGAAGUACCACCGCGUCGCGCGGCGAGCUCUUCUUGUUCUGGAACUUAUACAAGGCGCCGGUCCUCUUGGCCCUCGUCGCCGGUGAGGCAGCCUGCGUAAUGGAAAAUGUCAGCGACGACGUUAUCGUCGGCCGUUGCAUCGCCGUGCUGAAGGGCAUCUUCGGGAACCAAGUCGUACCGCAACCGCGAGAGAGCGUCGUGACGAGAUGGCGUGCAGACCCAUGGGCUCGCGGCUCCUACAGCUUCGUCGCGGUCGGCAGCUCCGGCAGCGAUUACGAUCUCUUGGCGGCUCCGGUCGCGGCGCCAUCGCCGUUGAUCAACCAUCCACCGGGCACCCAAUCGCAGCCGAGGGUGUUCUUCGCAGGUGAGCACACUAUACGAAAUUACCCAGCGACCGUGCACGGCGCAUUCCUGAGCGGCCUUCGCGAGGGCGGACGUAUAGCCGACCAGCUUUGCGGGAGUCCUUACGCGCCGCCGACGAUGCCGACUUCCGUUCCGCCGUCGACGGGGAUCGCGCAGGCGAAUACCGGCAGCAGCUCGACGCCUUAGAGCGUCUCCGCGCGUUUUGUCUUUCCUCGGAUCGCGGGAUAUGGUCGGGGACAGCCGUCUUUCCGUGGCAGAGCGUUCCCUUCGUGCAGCUUUUUGCCGCAGAGGGAGAGAGAGGGGGAGAAGGAGGGAGAGGGAGGAGGAGAGCAAAAUUCUCCGCAACGCAAUUCACGACUGUAGAUUCCUCGAUCGGACGUCGGUCCGAUCUUGUAGCUCGACGUUUUCACGGCACGUUACGCGUCGCGUACUUCCUCUCUCUCUCUCUCUCUCUCUCUCUCUCUCUCUCUCUCUCUCUCUCUCUCUCUCUGAGUUUCCUCGAGUGAGCUUUUACUCAAAACGGACGAACAUUCGUCCGUUGUACUGAUGAAAACGUCGGAAACCGCUAGAGCGCAUGUUCAACGCUACACUGAUGGCACUGAAUGGGUCAGUUUGUAUCAAGUCAAGGUCGUCAGAAUAACGCGGGGAAAAAGUAUGCUUACUUUAUCUAUUUAGUUGAUAUUUUGCUUUUUAGUUUCGUUUUAGUUGAAUUGUUUCUCUUCCACUUUGUUCCACGUCGGUGGAAAGGUGCAAAGUGUCCCGUUUGACGAAUUUCAGUUCCUCUUGCGGAAGAGAUUUCAGAUCGGCCAUUCUGUGUUGACUCAAAGCUCGAGUGGAUUCUGAACUCUCGAUCGACCGGAGUACAUUUGACGAUGGAUUCGUCCUUCAAUGUCGCAGAAAAAUAUAGAAAAAGAAGGAAACGGCUGAAGUUCGUCCGCGCAUGAAUAGAAGAUAUUCACACGACGUUUCAGAAUGGCGGAAUCAGUUCUACACGAGUGAGAGAGAACGGUCACUCGACUUCACGGAUGGGAUUCCACUCAAGGUAAUUCAGAGGGUAGGCUGAAAAUAUUGUCGCGCCCAGCGCUAAUCUGCAAACACGUUCCGAACAUUUCGUAAAACUCCCGCCCCGUGCGCGAGUUCUAAUUAGUGUCAUGUUAAUCACUCAUGUCGCCUUAUCGAUUACAAUGUAGACUAAGUGCAGACCCUUCAUAUUCCCCUCCCGCUCUGUUUGACUUCGCUUUUUUCCCGAACUCUCGCUCGUAAGCUUCCGUUAUUUAGCUUGAUCUGCGCACAUAUUAAUCAUUUCUGUAGAUUAUUGCACGUCUCGCGCCCACGAGAGCGAGAAGUAUUAUUACCGUUAUUAUUAUUUUACCAUUAGUUUACUAUUAUAUACUAUCGUUACUAUUACUUUUAUUACUUUUACUACCGUUAUUAUUAGUACAAGCAUUCCACAACACACUUGGGCUGAAAGGGGAGAGAGAGAGAGAGAGAGAGAGUGAGAGAGGGGAGGAGAACUGUAACUCGUCAUUCUCUCUCUGUCUCUCUCUCUCUCUGUCUCUCUCUCUCUCUCUCUCUCUCUCUUUCUCUCAAAUGCAGAAUGACGCGAAGCCGCGAGGUGGAAUUAUCUGGUGACGCAGUAUUACUACAUGCGCUGGUGGCAAUCGCAGCGAACCUCACGUGGUGGAUCGAAUCCAAUCGCGUUCGCUUGUAAUUCGUACUUUUGAUGCGGCGAUUAUUCGCGUAAUAACGUUACCGCGGCGUGACGCGCGCAUCGAGUAUCGCGCAUAUUUGUAAACUUCGAGCUGGAUUUUCCUUCGCAUUUGCCGCACCCGCGCCCGCGCACCGCCGCGCGUACAAUCGCAUUGUGUGUGUUUUGGCGCAUUUUUAUUCCUAACGAACAACAUUUCGAUAGAGUCUCCCUCCCCCUCUAUAUCUCUGUCCCCUUUCUCUCCGAGAGGGGCACGAUCACUGCGGCAAAAUGACACCGCGAUCAUAAAGCGGCGUUCACAACGAGAGAUCGAUACGUCCGGAUACGUCCGUUUUAUGCUCGCCGCGAGCGAAGCGAGUAUAUCCGCGGACGUCUCGCUUCAUUGUGCUCCGGCAUUCCGCGCGCUUACGGACGGAGCCGGGCGUAAUUAACGAUAUUGAAAACUAAUCAGGCCGCGAAGCCGAUUACGAGCUUUCGUGCAUGCACACCUGCGCGCGUACACCUGUAGCUGUGUGUGUGUGUGUG
Messenger RNA from Harpegnathos saltator (Jerdon's jumping ant), 4528 nucleotides. It is a transcript of the gene Su(var)3-3, whose product is annotated as lysine-specific histone demethylase Su(var)3-3. Gene Ontology annotation, biological process: chromatin remodeling; regulation of DNA-templated transcription. Gene Ontology annotation, cellular component: nucleus. The coding region runs from base 103 to 2481 and encodes 792 amino acids. The record is from RefSeq and is a predicted model, not a curated record. Gene Ontology annotation, molecular function: flavin adenine dinucleotide binding; transcription factor binding; chromatin binding. Lineage: Eukaryota; Metazoa; Arthropoda; Insecta; Hymenoptera; Formicidae. The transcript is spliced from 14 exons.